Molecule: messenger RNA, 513 nt
Organism: Nicotiana attenuata
Lineage: Eukaryota; Viridiplantae; Streptophyta; Magnoliopsida; Solanales; Solanaceae
Exons: 2
Coding region: 1-513 (170 amino acids)
Source: RefSeq, a predicted model, not a curated record
AUGUGGCUGCAAUUGCAUGGAAGAUUAUUAACAGCUGAUAAACUGAUGCAAUGGGGUAUAACUGUGGAUUCAAGGUGCUGUUUAUGUCAAAACCAUGAUGAAACUGAGGAACAUUUGUUUGUGGAAUGUCAAUUUCCAAAGGCAGUAUGGCAGAAAAUUCUUCAUUGGAUGCAAAGACAAGAUGUAGUUAGAGACUACUGGGAUCAACAUGUGCAGUGGGUGAUACAAUGUGCUAAAGGCAGGUCUCGUGGAGCUCAAUUAUAUAAGAUGGUAUAUGCUGAGAUAACUCAUGUCAUGUGGAUCGAAAGGAACAUGAAAAUAUUUGAAAAGAGAAGCAGAGGAGUUGAUAGUAUUGCACAAGAGUUACCAAAAAAAAUAGAUGGACCAGCACUUCCUAGCCUUAUUCCUUUCAAUUGCUCACGUUCGUCAGCUGACGUAAGCAACGCUGAUAGUCCUUCCACACAAAUCAGAAACAGGAAAGGUGAAGUGUAUCAAUUUGUCUCAAUCAUCUAG